AUGGCAGUCAGCGAUCUCCUCUCGUCUGUGCCACAAGCUGUCCAGCUCGGCCUGGCUGGCAUUGGAACCCUCUAUGUCGCCAGUCACCUCCUGAGCUACGCUCGGCUGCUGCUCAACCUCUUCGUCCUCAGCGGCACCAACCUCCGCAAGUAUGGCAAGCCAGGUUCGUGGGCUGUUGUGACCGGAGCAUCCGAUGGGCUGGGCAAGGAAUACGCAAAACAGCUCGCCUCCAAGGGAUUCAACCUGGUUCUGGUGUCGCGCACCCAGUCCAAGCUCGAGGCAUUGGCCUCUGAGAUCGAGAGCUCCAGCAAACAGGGCGUGCAGACCAAAGUGCUCGCCAUGGACUACUCGAGAGAUGAUUCGUCCGACUACGACCGCCUGUCCGAGCUCGUUCAGGGCCUUGACGUCGCCAUCCUCAUCAACAAUGUGGGCCAGAGCCACGCGAUCCCAGUCCCUUUUGUCGAGACGGACAAGAAAGAGUUGCAGGACAUUGUUACCAUCAACUGCCUCGGAACAUUGAAGACAACGCAGAUCAUCGCCCCAGGCAUGGUACAGCGGAAGCGUGGGCUGAUCCUGACGAUGGGCUCUUUUGGCGGGUGGAUGCCCAUCCCGUACCUCGCGACCUACAGUGGUAGCAAGGCCUUCCUUCAGCACUGGAGUAGCGCCUUGGCCGGGGAGCUCAAGGAGAGCAACGUCGAUGUCUACUUGGUUCUGUCCUACCUCGUGGUGUCGGCCAUGAGCAAGAUCAAGCGCCCGUCCGCCAUGAUCCCCACUCCCCGACCCUUCGUGCAGGCCACGCUUGGCAAGAUUGGGCUGGGAGGCACUCAGAAUAUCGCGUACACCUACACGCCUUGGUGGAGCCAUGCAAUCAUGCAGUGGUGGGUCGAGAAGGCCCUUGGCUUCGGCAGCCAGCUUGGAAUUGGCUUCAACCUGAAGGCUCACAAAGACAUCCGCGUCAGGGCUCUCCGCAAGGCAGCACGGGAAGCAAAGAAGGAGUAG
Molecule: messenger RNA, 999 nt
Organism: Diaporthe amygdali
Lineage: Eukaryota; Fungi; Ascomycota; Sordariomycetes; Diaporthales; Diaporthaceae
Product: 3-ketoacylreductase
Exons: 1
Coding region: 1-999 (332 amino acids)
Biological process (GO): fatty acid elongation
Cellular component (GO): endoplasmic reticulum
Molecular function (GO): ketoreductase activity
Source: RefSeq, a predicted model, not a curated record